Grammomys surdaster is the source of this 2409-nucleotide messenger RNA. RefSeq names its product homer scaffold protein 3 (gene Homer3). The transcript has 10 exons. Gene Ontology annotation, biological process: regulation of store-operated calcium entry; G protein-coupled glutamate receptor signaling pathway. Gene Ontology annotation, molecular function: G protein-coupled glutamate receptor binding. The record is from RefSeq and is a predicted model, not a curated record. The coding region runs from base 135 to 1235 and encodes 366 amino acids. Gene Ontology annotation, cellular component: plasma membrane; cytoplasm; dendrite. NCBI's taxonomy places the organism in Eukaryota, Metazoa, Chordata, Mammalia, Rodentia, Muridae.
GGUCCCCGCCGCGCGCGAUCGCGAUUCUCCGCCCCGCGCCGCUGCUCCGAGGCGCGUGACUACUCAGGGACAAACAAGUGACUUCUGUCACCCCUCUGGGUGCCCCUUAGAGGCCAUCCAGCCCAGCCUGACCAAUGUCCACAGCCAGGGAACAGCCAAUCUUCAGCACCCGGGCGCACGUGUUCCAGAUCGACCCCACCACAAAGCGGAACUGGAUCCCCGCCGGCAAGCACGCGCUUACCGUGUCCUAUUUCUAUGAUGCAACGCGAAAUGUGUACCGCAUCAUUAGCAUCGGCGGCGCCAAGGCCAUCAUCAACAGCACAGUCACUCCCAACAUGACCUUCACCAAAACCUCUCAGAAGUUCGGGCAGUGGGCAGACAGUCGAGCCAACACUGUCUAUGGCCUAGGCUUUGCCUCUGAACAGCAGCUGACUCAGUUUGCUGAGAAGUUUCAGGAGGUAAAAGAAGCUGCCAGGCUGGCUCGGGAGAAAUCUCAAGAUGGUGGAGAAUUCACUAGUACUGCCAUGGCUCUUGCCUCCCACCAGGUCCCUCCAAGCCCUUUGGUCAGCACCAAUGGUCCAGGAGAGGAGAAGCUGUUCCGCAGCCAGAGCGCGGAUGCCCCUGGCCCCACCGAGCGGGAGCGGUUGAAGAAGAUGUUGUCAGAAGGCUCUGUAGGGGAGGUCCAGUGGGAGGCCGAGUUCUUUGCACUUCAGGACAGCAACCAGAGGCUGGCUGGGGCCCUUCGAGAGGCCAACGCAGCUGCCACUCAGUGGAGGCAGCAGCUGGAGGUCCAGCGUGCAGAGGCUGAACACUUGCGGCAGCGGGUGGCAGAGCUGGAGGCCCAGGUGGCUGCAGAGCCAGUCCAGGCGGGAGAGAAGGAAGCAACCACUCAGGCUGUAGAGCAGCUGGAGGCUCGGGUGCAGACCAAGGACCAGGAGAUCCAGACUUUGAAGAAUCAGAGCACUGGCCCACGAGAGGCUCCUGACACUGCCGAGCGGGAGGAGACGCUGCAGCAGGUUCAGGUUGGCUGCAGGAUCUCACCUGCCCUGGAGACCCGGAAUGCAGAGCUGGAGCAGCAGCUGCGGGCCAUGGAGUGCAACCUGGAGGAGGCGCGAGCCGAGCGGGAGCGCGCACGCGCGGAGGUGGGCCGGGCGGCACAGCUGCUGGAUGUGCGGCUGUUCGAGCUAAGCGAGCUGCGCGAGGGCCUGGCACGCCUAGCAGAGGCAGCCCCCUAGUCUGCCCUGGAGGGUCUGCGGCCUCAAGGCGCCCUGGCAGGGACCAGGGGACCCCAGCUGUCUCUGAGCUUUGCACUGUGUAGAGUUUUCUAGAAUCCUUGGGCAGUGUUUCUGCCAAGGUUACAUUUAUACGUGUGGCGUUGCUGGCACCUGCUGUCCGUGGCUGCUGCCCUGCACCCCAGGGACACUGCGAGGGAAGGCCGCACUGCUCAUCCCCAUGGGGCAGCAGAGGCUUUGGGGUCCUGAGACCCAAAGGUCCUGCACUCAUCCCGGCCCAUACUCAAGUCGGACUGACAGGUUCAAAGAGUGUUUACUGAAGUCGGGCCACUUGCAGUAGGUUUACAGCUCAGUCCGAGCCUCAGCUUGGGCUGGCUCUUGGGGCCGAGGUCCAGAAGGAUGUGACCGUCGGCCAGUGUUCCCUGCUUUCUGCCGCCGAAGUGUCUGCCCCACUUUCUCCUUGAAGCGCCGGUUCUGUUGCUUGAUUUUGGCCAGCUCAGCUUUGCGCUUGGCCUCCAGGUCUGGGUCCUGCGGGAGGGAGCUGAGAUUGUAACUGGGACUGGGUCCCCAGCCCACCCAUCCCCCAAGUCCCACCCACCAUUACGCGCCACCCACUCCUGCCUGCCCCUGCACACCCGUCCCUCCCUAACUACCUUCCCCUCCAGGAUCAUCUGUUUCCGCUUGUUGAUCUCCUUCUUUUCAUCAAAAUGUGAAGCCUCCAGUUUCUAGGGGGUGGGGAGGGGCACAGGUUAGGUCCGGCCCAGCGCACGAGGCCACACCCCACCCCGCCCGCCGGGCUGACCACCCGUACAAUUUCACACUCCCUGCGCACCACGUUGACCUGUGUGAGGAUUUGCAGGACCUCAGCCUCCUCCACUGCCAGCUCCGCCAGCUGCUGCUCUGCAGGGACAGGAAAUACUCAACUGGGCUACGAGUGCAACUGGCCCUCGUCGCCCCAGCUCUGGAUGUCUGGAUGCAACCAAAUGUGGACUGAUAUUAAAAAAAAAAAGUGCGUGUCAUCAUGGCACUGGGAGGCAGAGGCAGGGGGAUCACUCGUUCCACCUGAGUUCCAAGCCAGCUCUGUAGCACAAGAAUCUGUCUCAAAUAAAAUGAAUGAGUGAAUAAAGUGGGCUCAGGGUGCCUGUAAACCCAGCUCCCUGAGAGGCUGAGAUGGGCU